AGAAAUCAGAAAAUCUGGUUCUGAUGCCAAGACUCUAUUCUGCGUCAACUAGCAAAUACUUUAAGAUGCCACAUCCACUAUGUCGCGUGUGGAGGUUGGGGUCAGAUCUAAAAUUAUGCGUUGGCUGAGCUGUUUCCUGUGUUUUCCGCUCUGGUGUUUUGACGGCGCUCUCGAUGUUUGAAAGAUCCAAAGAUUGAACCUCCAUGGUGAGAACUGGUCCUGUCAACUUGUCAACAUUGUCCUUGGAACAAUUAUGGGUCCUGGCCAAACUUCACCAACUUUCUGGACACACACAACAUGCGGGCUGCGUCAUCAGAGUACUACUUGUAGUAUCUCGCAAGCAGCAAUGUCAGCAAACAUGUCUCCAACAUCACUGUUUGCCUACACCGCCGGUCGGUGGCUACACCUUGACAAACCGCAGCGCGACGCGCGGUACAUUGAAUCCAAUUUCGACCGCCUGUGUGAGAAAGUACUUUCACUCUGCCCCUCUGGCACCUCAAUUGAAAGCUGCCAGAAGCUGGAGGGUGGGUUUAGCAAAGCAUUCAUCAUUAAAACCAACAAUGGUAGACGUGUUGUUGCCAAAUUUCCCACAUCUGUUGCUGGACCAGCAAGAUAUGUGACAAACUCUGAAGUUGCAACAAUUACUUAUUUGCAAUGCAAUACCAAAGUACCUAUCCCAGCCAUUCUGGAUUGGAGUGAUGAUCCAACCAAUCCCAUUGGCUCAGCAUACAUUAUCAUGGAACAUGCCGGCGGUGUUCCACUACAGGAAGCAUGGGCAGAUAUGCCAUCAGACAAGAAAGUAAAGUGUAUUGGAGCAAUCUGUACAAGUAUUCUGCCAAUAUCUGAACUUGACUUUCCGGCAUAUGGCAGCCUUUAUUUUGCUGAUGCUUCAUUUCUUGAUGCUGAUUCCAAGCAAAAGUUGGAUAAUGAUCUUAAGUACUGCAUUGGGCCGCAUUGCAGAGGGAGUACCUACUGGGAUUGCAAUGUUGGUGAACCAAGAUACUACACAUUCAAGGAACCAAAUAGAGGACCAUGGCGCAACCUCUCCUCAUACGCCUCUGCUUUAAUCGAUUCCGGCCUUGCGAGACUGUCAUCAGCCGAUCAUCCUAUUCUCUGUCAGCAGCGAGCAUCCUACCAAGGCUCCGUGAACCGGCAUCUGGAGCUGCUCAAAGUGGGCCAGGCUGUCUUCUCUGAGUUAUUACAACACCCUGAUAUCAAAUCUAAUGCAACACCGACCCUCUUCCACCCAGAUCUACACAAGAGGAAUAUUUUCAUCUCUAAAGAUGAUCCCACCACCGUGACUGGGAUUAUCGAUUGGCAAUGCGCCAGUGUUGAGCCAGCAUUCUACUACGCAGAUGAUGUGCCUGAUUUUGCCAAAGUCCCUCCUGAGGGGACAUCAGAGUCUGCUGAGGAAACGCUUUGCAGCCAAGCAUAUGAACUAGGCUGGGCCCUUCUGGCUCCACGUCUAGGAGAAACCAGAAAGAUUGAUGAAACACUCCUCCGGCCAUUUCGCUAUUGCCAUCGGACGUGGAGAGAUGGGUUUGUACCAUUCACCCACGAACUGAUGCAGCUAAGAGAUGCGUGGAAAGAGCUUGGCUUUAAGAAGGACUGUCCCAUGCCGGCCCUGAGCCCGGAGGAGAUGAGCUUCUACAAGGAACAGCUUGGUAUCUACAAUGGGAUGCUAGAGUUUAGGCAGGAUAUGGUUGAGACCCUGGGAGUGGAGGGGGAUGGCUGGGUGUCUGAGGAUCGCUGGGAGGGAGUGAAGAAAGCUCAUCAAUAUUUCUAUGAAACUAUUAUGGCAAGUAUGGAGAAUGACAAGGACCGCGAGGAAUUGAGGACAAUGUGGCCGUUUGAUCAAUGUCAAGCUUGAAAUGGACUGGAUAGUUUUGGACAGUUGUGAUCUUAUCAAUGCUUUAAGCUCCCGUG
This is a messenger RNA of Coccidioides immitis RS, 1926 nucleotides long. RefSeq lists its product as uncharacterized. The transcript is spliced from 6 exons. The coding region runs from base 254 to 1870 and encodes 538 amino acids. The record is from RefSeq and is a predicted model, not a curated record. Lineage: Eukaryota; Fungi; Ascomycota; Eurotiomycetes; Onygenales; Onygenaceae. Gene Ontology annotation, cellular component: mitochondrion.